Molecule: messenger RNA, 705 nt
Organism: Lactuca sativa (garden lettuce)
Lineage: Eukaryota; Viridiplantae; Streptophyta; Magnoliopsida; Asterales; Asteraceae
Source: RefSeq, a predicted model, not a curated record
AUGCCACCAACCACGACCACCAUCCACCACCACUACUACCCACCCACCACCACCACCCACCUCCACCAGCCAUCACUACCACUCAUCCACCACUACCACUACCACCCACCACCUACCAUUAUGACCACCACCCGCCACUACCACCAACCACCACCCAUCACCACCACCCGCCACCACCUCCCACCAGCACCCCCACCCACCUAUCACCACCACCCGCCUCCACCACCCUUACCCACCACCCACCAAGACCAUCACCACGCACCGCCACCACCACCACACACCACCCAUUACCACCACCCCUCACUACCACCCCACCCAAUAUAUGCCAAAACCACCAUACACCACCAUCACCAUCCGUUGGUACCACCCAUACCACCAACCCCCACUAGCACCACCCACCUACCACCGAUCACCACCACCCAUCACCACGGCCCGCCACCGCCACCACAACCCCUAUCACUACCUACCACAUCACAUGCCACCACGACCUACCAACGCCACUACCACCUAUCACCUACCACCACCACACGCCACCAACCAUCACCACCACCCAUCAACACCAACCCAUCAACAUCACCACCACCGACCCACCCACUACCUAAUAUAAACACCAUCCCCCACCACCACCCACUAACCCACCUAUCACCCCAACCACCUUUCACCACAAGCACCACCCACUACCUACAACCACCAACACUAAUAUGA